AUGCCAAGAGUGGAAGGAAGUGUUGUGGCUCACUUCUGGAUACUGCUGAAUAUACCCAGCAGCCAUGCUGAGGGAGUCACGCUGGAGAAGGUCAGAAGGAGCCUGGUGGAGGGGCUGAAGGGGUACAGCAGGUCAAAGGUGGAAGAGACAGCCAGCUUUGAUGGAUACCUUUUCCAUCUCCCUACACUAUCUGUCAGUGACUGCUACCGCUAUCAGAAGGUGGUGUCCAGCAGCCCCAUUCUGCUCCUUGGCCCUAACACGCAGCGUUCCUCCUGUCUGUGGCACCUCCAGACCACCCCAAGCUCCCAGCUUGAGCUCCAUAUGGAGUGGCUGCUUCCAGAGUGCAGUGACAGACUGCUGGUGUACAACUCGCUCACCCCUGCUGAUAAUCAUCUCAUCACAUCUGUGUAUGGCUGCAGCAGACAUGAGCGCGUGGUCCGUGUCCUGUCAUCAGGAGAGUGGAUGACAGUGGUUUGGAAACAGGGUCUAUACAAUUACAAGGAAUCCUUUUCUUUGUCUGUGCAGGCUUGGGAACACCAGGACUGUAAUUCCACUAUACAGCUGGAUGCAGUAUCAGGGGUCCAAGGGACACUAAAGACACCCUUCUUUCCCAGCUACUACCCUCCUGACACCAACUGUACCUGGAACUUUACUAUGCCCAGUGCAGGGAUGGGCUUAUGUUUGACAUUUGAGGGCUAUGAGCUAAGCAGAGCCAGCUACAACCAGGCCUGUACCCAGGGACAGUGGGUCAUCCAGAAUCGCAGGCUGUGCGGCACCAGGGCUCUGCAGCCCUACAGCGAACGUCUCUUCCUGCUCUCUACGACAGCCACUAUCUUCAUGACAUCUGAGGUGUCACUCACAGGGCCGGGCCUUCAGCUGCAAUACAGCGUCUUCAACCUGUCAGAUCCUUGCCCAGGACAGUUCCUGUGCACUGUGAAUGGUCUCUGCGUGCCCAUCUGUGAUGGAAUCAAGGACUGUCCCAAUGGCCUCGAUGAGAGAAACUGUGUAUGUGUGGCACAAUACAAAUGUCCAGAGGACAGUCAGUGUGUGGACUACUACAAAGUGUGUGACCAACACCCAGACUGCCCUGAAGCUACCGAUGAGAUGAACUGCACUGAAGGCGUGCAGUGUACAGAUAUGACCUAUGUGUGUGCCGACGGAACGUGUCUGAAGAAACCAAAUCCUGAGUGUGACUUUGUCACUGACUGCCCUGACGCCUCCGAUGAGAAACAUUGUGAGUGCGGCCUGAGGCAGUUCUCCAGCCGCAUCGUUGGGGGAACGGACGCCUCAGAGGGGGAGUGGCCAUGGCAGGCCAGCCUGCAGGUGCGGGGUAACCACAUCUGUGGUGGCACUUUAAUCGCCAGUCAGUGGGUGGUGUCGGCUGCCCACUGUUUCUAUGAUGACCGUCUCUACUCCCCCUCAGUGUGGACAGUCUACCUUGGCAAACUUCUGAUCAACCGCAGCAGCCCUACAGAGGAGGUGGCGCGGGUCCAACGCAUCCAUCUUCAUCAUUACUAUGACGAUGAGUCCCACGACUACGACCUGGCCCUGCUCAAGCUGGACCGGCCCGCCGCUGCGCUGCUGGCUGGGCAUGCUCGACCCACCUGCUUGCCCCCACCAACACACCAGCUGGAGCCAGGCCUGCUCUGCUGGGUCACUGGCUGGGGGGCACUCCGUGAGGGGGGCACAGCCAGUAAUGUGCUUCAGAAAGUUGAUGUGCGCCUGGUUAGCGAGGAAUCCUGCAUCCGUUCCUAUGGACACCUGGUUACUCCCAGAAUGCUUUGUGCCGGUUACCGCAAUGGAAGAAAAGAUGCCUGUCAGGGAGACUCGGGCGGUCCCUUGGUGUGUCAGGAGCCUUCAGGUCGCUGGUUCCUGGCCGGGGUGGUGAGCUGGGGUAGAGGCUGCGGGCGUCCAGACUACUACGGUGUCUACACUCGCAUCACCAGGCUCACCCACUGGAUAAAGCAGGUCAUCAGCAGCUCCUGA
Pundamilia nyererei is the source of this 1986-nucleotide messenger RNA. It is a transcript of the gene tmprss6, whose product is annotated as transmembrane serine protease 6. The transcript has 14 exons. Gene Ontology annotation, molecular function: protein binding; serine-type endopeptidase activity. The record is from RefSeq and is a predicted model, not a curated record. Gene Ontology annotation, biological process: proteolysis. Bases 1 to 1986 code for a protein of 661 amino acids. NCBI's taxonomy places the organism in Eukaryota, Metazoa, Chordata, Actinopteri, Cichliformes, Cichlidae.